This is a messenger RNA of Hippoglossus stenolepis (Pacific halibut), 3047 nucleotides long. RefSeq names its product ras-related protein Rab-19. The coding region runs from base 580 to 1245 and encodes 221 amino acids. Gene Ontology annotation, molecular function: GTPase activity; GTP binding. The record is from RefSeq and is a predicted model, not a curated record. Gene Ontology annotation, cellular component: trans-Golgi network. The transcript has 4 exons. NCBI's taxonomy places the organism in Eukaryota, Metazoa, Chordata, Actinopteri, Pleuronectiformes, Pleuronectidae.
AGGUGCUGGGAGGAAACACACGGGAGGCUGUACGGCCGUGAGAACUGGAAAAACUGAUGAGAGAUCGACAUAAGGAGAGAGAACAGGAAAGAAGACCGACGUGGGAGAGGGAGCAGCAGGUGGAUCACACAGCAGGAGGUGUUUAUAUCUCUAAAUUCCUGUUUUAUCUAAAGGAAGUUCCCUUUUUCUCUCUGACUGACAGAAGGAUGGGAUGUGUGUUCAUGCUUUCUUUUGCAAAGUGGGUCAACACCUGAGAAGGAGACGGGCCCAGAGAUGGACACAAUGCAGGAUUACAAGACAGAGUUGUUAGUAUUUUAAAAAAGGACGAGUUUUAACAAAUGGAUUCUUAGGUGAUGUCUGACCUGUGAACAGCAGCCUUUUUGCAUCUCGUCAAACCGGUUUUACAUUCCACAUGAGCAGCUGCAGCUGGAAAUCUAGCCUGGAAGGAGAAGCAGUGGGGUUCCUACAUUUCCUUUCCAAUAACCCAGCAUUUUAAAAUCCUAACCGGGCAAGUGCAUCUACACAGCACACAGGAAGGAGCUUUUCUUCCAGGGUCCCCCCCCCCCCUCUGUAACCACCAUGCAGACCCCAGGGCCCGAGCAUGAUGACUCCUUCGACUUCCUGUUCAAGAUCAUCCUCAUCGGAGACUCCAACGUGGGCAAGACCUGCGUGGUGCAGAAUUUCAAGUCUGGGAUUUUCGCAGAGAGGCAGCAGAACACCAUCGGCGUGGACUUCACCGUGCGCACUGUGGACGUCGAGGGGAAGAAAGUGAAGAUCCAGGUGUGGGACACGGCAGGUCAGGAGAGGUUUCGUACCAUCACCCAGAGCUACUACCGCAGCGCUCACGGCGCCAUGAUCGCCUAUGACAUCACGCGACGCUCGACCUUUGACUCGGUGACACACUGGAUCAAGGAGGUGGAGCUGUACGGGGCAACUAAUGUGGUGCUGGUUCUCAUAGGUAACAAAUGUGACAUGGAGCCGGAGCGUCAGGUUCUGUUUGAAGAUGCUUGCAAUCUGGCAAAGGAGCGAGGCAUCCUCGCUGCUCUAGAAACAUCGGCAAAGGAAAGUCAGAACGUGGCGGAGGCCUUCAUGAUGAUGGCCAGAGAGCUGAUCUAUCGCAACGGCCUCAACAUCCACCAGGGAGACCUGAGGAGCACACCUCGGGUUCUCCUCGGGGCCGACUCCCGGCCGGUUAACGGCAUAGUCAGUGCCUACGAACCCCCAGAGAAGAAGUCGUGUUGCUGAUUCGGACGUGGACAGAACAGGGAAGAUAAAAGGUUGGAAAUAAAGAGAUGAAGGGCACUUCAAUUGUAAAUCUUGGAGAAGAGGAACGGAAGAAAAUACAACAAUGAGCGAGAUCGUUGAGGCCAAGGCCUCCAAGAAUUAGACAAAUAUUGAAAAGUAUUGAAAAAUGAAUUCAAUGUACUUUUCUGUGACGUGAAGAGAAUCAGAGAAUUGCUCACUUGGUGCUGCAAGGACGAGAGAGUCAACGUUACGACGAGGCGCGUUCGCCAUCGAGAGACUAAGAGACAGCGGCGAGCGGGUGCGAUCAGUGUUGUGGUAAAGUUGCAUAAAGAACAAUUUCCUUUACAUCAACUGCAUCUGGACUGUUUUAUCUCCUCCAGUGACUGACUGUGUUCUACAUCUUCACAAAUAUCUGUAUUAGACCGUCAAUGGGCUCUAAGUGGAUUCUGAUCAAUUUGCAUGACGGCGCAGGAGGAAACAAGAAUUUUUACAAGGAGCAAAGGUUGUGAAGAAUGUUUUUCAGCCACUUAUGGUAAAUGGUAACUCAUUCUCAUAUUCAUACAGUUCAUACAAUUUGCCCAAAGACUUCUGAAUGCAGACCAGAGGAGCUAAGGAUCGAACCACCGACAUUCUGCUGACUGGACAACCCCCUCUAACUCCUGAACACACACCCCACCUCAUUUAUGCAGGUUUACUUUUAAACGGUCACCCAUUUUAAUGAUACAUGGGGAGGUUUGGCCUUCUUUUUUUUUUUAAAUCAUCCUUGAGGACUACCUCAUCCUGAACACUAGGGGGCACUGUGUCCACAUAAAAACACAACUACAGCUUGGGUGCUCAUUGCCAGACACAGUAAAGAUCAACUUAAUGUAAAACACAUGUGGCUGCACUAAGGAACAUAAAUGCAUCCCAGUAAACAGGAAAAAGUCAAAUCACCCUUCAGGCUCAACUAUGUCGAGGUCAGUUCCUACAAACCCACCGGCCAACGUAAUCCGACAAGGCUCCCGUCCAGGAUAUAACCUUUCUUUGUGUUCAGUGCCAGGUUGGAAGGUUGUUCAGUGCCAACCUGGAAGUCAUGUAGCUGAUCUGAUUGGUAGUUCCUGACACUGAUGCAGCCAAUCUGCCUUUUAUCCAUUUUGUCAUGAGGGGGGGAAAAAAACUCAUGUGCGGCCUUCAUCCAAAACUAAAAAUUCCAGUGUUAAAGCAAUAAAUGAUCAACCAGUGUCUGUGAAACCAUUUUAUUUAUUUUCAGUAACAAACUUUAUUUGAGUUCCAAUGCUAAACUGUAUGUUUUACUCCUUCAGUGACAGCAGGAAAUGAAAGACCAUGUUUAAGCACCUGGGACUUGGGAGUUUCAUCAAGGGAACACACUAGGUGGCGCUAAUCAACACCACAAAACUUCUUCUUGGUCUAUGCAACAUCAACGUCAUUUGUCAUAUGUCAUUUGUCAUAAUUCAGAUGUCAAAUGAAAUAUAGGAUUGGCAGUGACAGACUAUGGCUGUGUCUCAAUUCAGCGGCUGUAUCCUUCGGACGGGGCAUUUGAAAAUGCAUCACAGCAAUAGAACCUGGCUGUCCCAUUGCAAAGGCUCCUUCAAACGUGCGUCCCUUCAAGAAAGGCUCCCAAGGGUGGACCCCUCUCGGGCCGACCUAUCCCAGGAUGCAUGGCAAACUGUUUUUCAAAGAGAUAAUGGUGGCGACAAGCGACUAGACAGAAACAUCAUGGAGUGUAUAUUGGAAUGAGUCUGGCCUCCAUCCUGUCUUUUCCAAAUAUGUAAAUAAAGCUUUAUACCUCACAUGCCCAGAGA